UUGAAGGCUUUUGAUUUUGCCUUUAUGUAUCACUAUCACAUAUUGGGUUUUUUUACCCUGCUGAUGUUUGGUUUCUCCUUUCGUCAGCACAAUGUCACCUAUAUUAUCAGACAAUUCACUUUGACAUAUCAACAUAUUGGACCCCAACACACAUGAAACACAUCAGGUGAUUUGAUCAAGCCAAAGUGAUGAUGGACUCCAGAGGACAAUGUUGGAGAAGAAGACAUACAAGAGGUGGAUAGAUACUUUCACAUUACCGUCAAGUUUUUGUGGUUGAAAUCUUCUACACACCAGAAUGAAGAGACACUCAUUGAAGACGACUGAUCCCUGCUGUCCUGCAGCCCUAAGGAGAAAUCAAGUAGAUCGUAGUUGCAGCACGACAGUACACAGUGCGUCGCCUGCAAAAGGUAGCAGGACCAGAAGAAAGGCCGGUCCUGAAAAGGAAACUGUGAGGAAAAGGAGAAGGGUCUUUAAGGUUGUUGAACCAUCUGAGAAGGAUGGCAGGGUUGAAGGAAAGAGGAGAGAAAAUGGAGAGGGACAACCAAAGAAGGCGGCAAAACUUCACUACAACCAGUGUGAUAAAGAGUCAGCGUCCCGCGCAACAGACAGUGAUACUGAUAGAGAGGGAAACAGUCAGGUUGUGGUUGCGGAGGUUGAGGAUAUGACACACAGUCACCCUAAAGUGCAGUGUGCUGGAGAAGGACAAAGCGCAGAGAAGAGAACGUGCCUUAAACUGAAGGAGACCAGGGAGACAGUAGAUGUCCAAAGAGCAAAUUUCAAGGCCAAAUACAAAAAGCAGAGAAAGCUUGGGGAAGGAGGCUGUGGAUCAGUGUUUGCUGGCUACCGCAAAGAAGAUAAUUUACCAGUAGCGAUCAAACACAUUCCGGAGAAAAAUAUCACCCGCAAACCAGUGGCAAGUGACCAACGUCGACUACUCUGUUGUGGCCCCAAUGGGAAGAUGAUGCCUAUGGAGGUGGCCAUUAUGCUGAAACUCGCUGGUAGAAAAAAAGGCUCCGUGGGGGCGUCAGCUCCUGUGUCUUUACUGGACUGGUAUGACCUGGGCCAGGAGUUGAUACUGGUGCUGGAGCGACCUUUCCCCUCUGAGGACCUCUCAACAUAUAUAUUUGAAAACGGAGGCUCUCUACAGGAAAAGGAGGCCAUGGACAUACUGAAACAGCUGGUUGACGCAGCUAUAGGACUUCAGGAUAGAAAAGUCUUUCACCGGGACAUCAAAAGUGAAAACAUCCUGAUUGAGAUGAGCUCAAGCGUCCAGCGAGUUCGCCUCAUUGAUUUCGGACUGAGCUGCAUUGUCAAGAAAAACUCGGUGUACCGCACAUUCUCCGGUACCCAAUAUCACACCCCUCCAGAGUGGUGCAGUUGUUCUACCUACAGGGCCGGUCCAACCACAGUGUGGCAGCUUGGGAUAGUCCUCUACGAAAUGCUCCACCUGGAUACACUCUUUGAGACCAAAAGCUUCCUCAACGAUGAACUGGAAAUCAGCAGUGAACUGACCACAGAUUGCAAGGAUUUCCUUCAACUGUGUCUGGAGACGGUGCCCCAGCAGAGGCCCACCCUGAUGAAGCUCAAGCAUCACCCAUGGCUCCAAUAAGAAACACACAUUCCACCUCCUCACCCUGACCUUAUCCCAAACCAUGGCCAUGGAUGUUGUGCAAAAAGCUGAACAAUUUAAACUUUACCAUACUGGUAAUGAGCAAAUAGGAGAGUCUAUAGAGAGACCUAUUGUUCAUGAAUGGAUGGACAAUGGACAGCAGCACCAAACAAUCUGAACUUUUUUUUCUUGUAGGCUAAUACAUAAGCAGGCAUCUUUGACAAAACUCUUAGCCUGAUAACAUACUGUGAUUCAGGGAUUUGAUUGGAUUUUGCUUUUGACACUUUCUUCCUUGUUUUUCUGUCAAACUUUGUGUUUUUCUAUUUUUCUCUUUACCUCUUUCUCAUUCCUUUUCUGAACACAUAAACAUUCACUUACAGCAUUUUUCCACAUGGCGACAUUGUAUUUCAUGCAUUUUCACCAUCUAGUUUAUGUUUUUCAGUGGUCAAACUUACACCCGCUGACCUUUCCUCACUCAUAAUGUCCGUCGGAGCGGGCGAACUCCUCUGUUUUUGUACUUGCUCGCCAACAAAUUGGAGGUGACAGUUGUAGACGGGACAGCUGAAUGUGGUCAGAUGCAUCCAUAAAAGCAGGCUGCUGGGGUCAGUGCUGGGGGUUUACACCUCUGGUUAUGGUUUACAUGACUGAUGGUGGAGUUACUGCUGAAUCAACAUGUCUCCCACAUACACCGAGGCAGGGAGGAGUCGUCAUCUCACAUUUUUUGUGUUGGCUUGUUAAUCUGUCUCGGAGGGGGUUGUUUGGAAAUGUGUGUUUUUCAUUAGAUUUUUUAUACUUCUUACAUUAUCAGUAAACCUUUACUUUCAGUUUUACGUAGUAAUCUUAUAUUUUUGGAUUGUGCCAAUGUCAGCUUCAGCUUCAAAUUAAAAAAAAUUAACCAAAA
Molecule: messenger RNA, 2510 nt
Organism: Scophthalmus maximus (turbot)
Lineage: Eukaryota; Metazoa; Chordata; Actinopteri; Pleuronectiformes; Scophthalmidae
Product: serine/threonine-protein kinase pim-1-like
Exons: 9
Coding region: 296-1609 (437 amino acids)
Biological process (GO): regulation of mitotic cell cycle; negative regulation of apoptotic process; protein autophosphorylation
Cellular component (GO): cytoplasm
Molecular function (GO): protein serine/threonine kinase activity; ATP binding
Source: RefSeq, a predicted model, not a curated record